Messenger RNA from Symbiodinium natans, 1137 nucleotides. The record is from the annotation of a GenBank genome assembly. Lineage: Eukaryota; Dinophyceae; Suessiales; Symbiodiniaceae.
AUGCCUGCCACACAAAGUUCCCAUGCGGAGCAGAGCCUCCCCCACGGCACGCCACGCCAGGUCAUACCCCUCAUCCCCUUUCUGACGCCGUACUACCUGUCGCCCUCGCCUUGUGGCACACGCAUUGCCCUCCUGGGCAGUGUGCGUGGGGAACAGGCGCUGCUGAUCGCAGACGUUGCACAGCUUCUUGUAUCCUGCCGCGGUGAGGCACCAUUGGCGCGCCUCUGUUGCCUCGGCACGGCAGCACCUCUCUACUUCGACUGGGCGCCCCAUGGGCCCGAGCUCCUGCUGGCAAGUAAUGAGAACAAGCUGGCGCGUAUCCGAGCGGAUGUCCUGAAUGAAGUGGCCGACUCCGUGGAAACUCUUCCUUGCUGCGAGCCGGCAGAGGCCCAGGUCAAGAGCUUGGACUCUUUACCUGGUACUGUUAUUCAGGGGCGCAUCUCCUUUCGAGCACCUCAGUGGCUGCCAUGGCCAGACGCUGCCGAAGGCCGCUGGCUGAUUCCUACCGAUGCUGCGCAGCCGGGUCGGGUUUCCCUGGCACUUGUUGACCCUGUGAGUGGGCGCCCCGAUAUUGUCUGUGAGAACCUUGCCCCAGAGGCACAUUUCACGGCAUCUUCGAGUGGCUGGGUCGCUUGGUGUGGCCUCCAUGACAAUCGAGGGCACGGUGGUGUUUUUGCCCGACAAGUGCUUCCAUCCAUGGGUCCUCCGAUCACCGUGUUUGCGCACGCCAACCGUGUCGAGGGCCUAAGCUGGGGGGGCGACCGCCUGGCCUUGCUCAUACACGCCCCAAACUGCCUGGUUUGGGCGGUGUGGGACCCGGUGGAGGCCGAGAAGACCGGAAACGGCUUGUGUGUGGCUCCACAAGGCUUCAUCCCAAAUCGGUCGUUCUCUGGGCGGGUUCUGCCGUUCUUUGAUCAGUUUGAGAGACGUGUGGACUACUGGAACCCAGGACGUGACGCCUUGGUUUACGCGGACUGCAAUGCUGAAGUCUGGGUUCAGCCAUUUCCACGGCCGCCAGAACCACAAGCACAAGACGAGCCGCAUCCGCUACAAUCCUUGGGAGGAGCCCAGCUCGCUCUGGCGCCUUGUCGUCGCAGGAUUGCAGCGGGAAGCUACGCCUGCUGGAGUCCCCUGUGA